UCAACAACAAAAAGACCAAAAAGCCCUUAGCAGCCAAAAGCCUAGUAGCUUCAUCUUUAAACCCUUCACACCAUAAACCCUAGCCACCCCCCUGUUUGUUUCAUCUUCUUCUCUCUCACACCCACACCCACCCAAACCCUAAAAAUGACAGGAGAAGCUGUGAACCCAAAAGCAUACCCACUGGCUGAUGCUCAGCUAACCAUUACAAUAUUGGAUCUUGUUCAACAGGCUGCUAAUUACAAGCAGCUUAAAAAGGGUGCUAAUGAAGCUACGAAGACUCUUAACAGGGGUAUAUCGGAGUUUGUAGUGAUGGCAGCAGAUGCUGAGCCUCUUGAAAUUAUUCUGCAUCUUCCCCUCCUUGCCGAAGAUAAGAAUGUACCAUACGUUUUCGUGCCCUCAAAGCAAGCGCUCGGACGUGCAUGCGGUGUCACUCGCCCCGUGAUUGCGUGUUCGGUGACCAGUAACGAAGGCAGUCAAUUGAGAUCCCAAAUACAGCAGCUCAAGGAUGCAAUUGAGAAGCUUCUGAUCUAAAGAUGAAAUAUGGAAAUUCGGUGUGAUGGGUCUUCCUCUUUCUCGAUUAAGAGGCGGCUUUGAUCUUUCUUUUCCUAAAACAACUAUCUUAAUUGUACCGAGAUUUUUGGUCCGCGUUAUGCAUUUUUGUAAUGUCAACGCGACGACUUCUACUUUUCUUUUCUUUACUAAAGUUUCAACAACAUUUUAGGAUGGAUACAAGUUUUCUUAUAUUUGUGUUCGUGUUUUGUUGUCGUUAAUGUUUUUUGACGAACGGUAUUAAUGGUGUGUUUUGAGCGA
This is a messenger RNA of Helianthus annuus (common sunflower), 810 nucleotides long. RefSeq names its product NHP2-like protein 1. Gene Ontology annotation, biological process: ribosome biogenesis; mRNA splicing, via spliceosome; maturation of SSU-rRNA. The coding region runs from base 145 to 531 and encodes 128 amino acids. The transcript is spliced from 5 exons. Gene Ontology annotation, molecular function: RNA binding. The record is from RefSeq and is a predicted model, not a curated record. Gene Ontology annotation, cellular component: U4/U6 x U5 tri-snRNP complex; small-subunit processome; precatalytic spliceosome. NCBI's taxonomy places the organism in Eukaryota, Viridiplantae, Streptophyta, Magnoliopsida, Asterales, Asteraceae.